AUGGAGGAGGGCCCUCUGGUGGGCGGGCUGCCCAGCCCGGAGGAUGCGAUGGUGACCGAGCUCUUCAACGCUGAGAGUCCGUUCGUUUCGGAGAAUAUCGGCCUGAAGGUCCCCGUGAAGCUCGAGGAGGACGAGUUCCACGUCUUCAAAGACGCGUACCUGGGCCCGGCGGACCCCAAAGAACCCCUACUGCACGCGUUCAACGCCGCGCUGGGAGCCGACUGCCAGGGCCAGGUCAAGGCGGAGCUCCCGGGGGCCGACAGCGAAGGCGGGGAGCUCCUCGGGGAAUACGCCGGGAUCCCCGAGCUCAGCGCGCUGGAGGACGUCGCGCUCCUGCCGGCCCCCCCGCCGCCCACCUGCAACGUGCACUUCCUGUCCUCGCUGCUGCCCCCGCACCGCACCUCCGCGGUGCUGCCACUGGGCGCCUGGGUCCGGGAAGGAGCCGCCCACCCGGGCGUCCGGGUGUUCCCAGUUGAAAUCAAAGAAGCAGGUGGCACUAUUACAAGUAAUAAUCCGGAAGAAGCAACUUUCCAGAAUCUCCUUGCUCAGGAGUCCUGCUGCAAGUUCCCAUCGUCCCAGGAACCAGAGGACACCUCCUGCUGUUCUCAUAAGAAAGAUUCCAACCCAAUGGUAAUAUGCCAGUUGAAAGGGGGCACACAAAUGCUGUGUAUAGACAAUUCUGGAACAAGAGAACUAAAAGCACUCCACUUGGUUCCUCAGUAUCAAGAUCAAAAUAGCUAUCUACAGUCAGAUGUCCCUAAACCAAUGACUGCUUUAGUAGGAAGAUUUUUGCCAGUACCAGCAAAAUUAAAUCUCAUUACACAACAACUUGAUAAGGGAGCCUUAUCAUCAGUAGUCAACGGGUCUGCUUUCCCCUUGGGAUCAACUCUUCCAGGACCACCAAAAAUAACUUUGGCUGGGUACUGUGACUGCUUCACCAGUGGGGACUUUGGCAACAACUGCAAUUGUAAUAACUGUUGCAACAACUUGCAUCAUGAAAUUGAACGGUUUAAAGCCAUUAAGGCAUGUCUUGGUAGAAAUCCAGAAGCUUUCCAGCCCAAAAUUGGGAAGGGCCAGCUGGGCAACGUCAAGCCCCGGCACAGCAAAGGGUGCAGCUGCAGGAGGUCGGGCUGCCUGAAGAACUACUGCGAGUGCUGUGAGGCCAAGAUGAUGUGUUCUUCUGUUUGUAAAUGCAUUGGUUGCAAAAAUUAUGAAGAAAGCCCAGAACGAAAGACGCUAAUGAGCACGCCAAACUACGUGCAGACUGGAGGUUUGGAGGGCAGCCAUCAUUUGUCACCGACUAAAUUUCCAGGACUUCCAAAAUUCAGGAAAGAUAGGCGGCCUCCCUCCUGCAUCUCCUGGGAGGUGGUGGAGGCCACGUGCGCCUGCCUGCUGGCUCAGGGCGAAGAGGCUGAGAAAGAGCACUGCUCCGAGUGCCUGGCACAGCAGAUGAUCCUGGAGGAAUUUGGAAGGUGCUUAUCCCAGAUUCUCCACAUUGAGUUUAAAUCCAAGGGGUUGAAAAUGGAGUAGAGUAACGUGUGAAUGCAUGUUGAUUCUUAGUCUAGAAAUCACUAGUUUAGAAAGGUUGUUUACUCUGCAGCAACAAGCAGGCCCCCCGCAUCCCUGGGCCCAGAGCGCACUCUGAGCUCUCUGAACAUGUGGCAACCCACGCCCCCUUUUCUGAGCAGGUGCGUGGCCUGAGCACUGUCUCUCUAGCCCAGAGGGAACGCUUGAGUUCCCCAAGUCCUGGGAGAGUGUCUGCAGGGCAGGGGAGGGCGGAGCCGGCCCUGGGGAGAGCUCACUCCUGUGGACUCAUCCUCUCUGAGAAUGUUCCUCUGGAGGCUGCUCUGCAUAAAAACCCUAAUGGUAUCUUGUUUGCUCUUCAAAUUAUUUAGAAAUAAAUUCUCCAGAUGGGCUGUUAUGCCACCACUUAAAAUCUCUAAAGAACUACUCAAUACCGAAAGAUUGUCUGUAGUGUAGACAUUCCCCCAGAGGCACACAAACUGUCAGUCUUUUCCACCGCCCCGGGAGACGCAGGCCAUGGGGCCACACAGGCCUGGCUUGCGUCAGCAUGUCUUGGUUUAAGGGACUUAAAAUUAUCGAGUUUCUUCUGUGUUUCUACUUGAAUUGUGGUAAAGCUCUAUUAUCCAAUUAACUUCUCCAUAAUUAUUGUUGUAAUAUUAUUGUUUGUAAAAUAUGGUUCACAAAACUAGCUUGCAGAAACCAGCAGGUAAAAUGAAUUAGUAAGUUGAUGCUUUUGGUUCUGUUAUAAAGCAAAGUUGAAUAAAAAGUUUCAGUGUCUUC
Molecule: messenger RNA, 2304 nt
Organism: Sapajus apella (tufted capuchin)
Lineage: Eukaryota; Metazoa; Chordata; Mammalia; Primates; Cebidae
Gene: TESMIN
Product: testis expressed metallothionein like protein
Exons: 9
Coding region: 1-1530 (509 amino acids)
Biological process (GO): regulation of DNA-templated transcription
Cellular component (GO): nucleus
Source: RefSeq, a predicted model, not a curated record